This is a messenger RNA of Anoplopoma fimbria (sablefish), 3452 nucleotides long. It is a transcript of the gene mfhas1, whose product is annotated as multifunctional ROCO family signaling regulator 1. The record is from RefSeq and is a predicted model, not a curated record. Gene Ontology annotation, molecular function: protein binding. Lineage: Eukaryota; Metazoa; Chordata; Actinopteri; Perciformes; Anoplopomatidae.
GAGGAAGGGAGGAGGAGGAGGAGGAGGAAGAGGAGGAGGGCUCACAGACUGACGCAGUGUGAUCACUUCCACUCUCCGCUCCCAGGAAGAGACUCGCAGACGCAGCGGUGAUCCGGGCACGGAGCUCCAGAGACGGCUGGUGGCGAUGAGGAAACACGCACUGAGCCCCCGGCAGCGCAGCUCGGCUCGGGGAUCGAACCCGCAGCUGUGAGGCGGUGUGUUGUCAUUGUGUGUCGCAGGAGAAGAGGAUGCCUCCGCGGCCGCGCACGCUCCUCAUAAUCCUCAGACUCAGGCCGCGUCGUGUGGUCUCUGAAGCUGCCCGUCCACCAUGCUGCCCACUAGGUCUCCAUGAAAACUCUCCAUGAUAACAAGGAGGAGGAGGAGGUGGUGGAGGAGGGGUCCGGCUGCAGAGCCAUGGAGGACAAGGAGAACAACCUGCAGACGGCCCGGCUGUGGAGGGAUGCCGCCCUGCGCUCCAGGAAGCUGCGGAGCAACCUGCGGCAGCUCACCCUGUGCUCCAAAGACAACCAGAUCAUCCUGCCGGAGGACAUCGCAGAGAUAGAGGUGCUCAAUCUGGGCAACAACUCCCUCCAGACGCUGCCCGACGGGCUGGGAUCCUCCCUCAACAACCUGCGAGUCCUGGUCCUCCGCAGGAACAAGUUCUCCACCGUUCCCCGGGUGGUGUUGGAGCUGGUGCAGCUGGUGGAGCUCGACAUGAGCCACAACUGCCUGAGGAGCGUCCCUGAAGGCGUGGGCCAGCUGAGGGCGCUGAAGAAGCUGUGCGUCAGUCACAACAAGAUCCAGACUCUGCCGGCUCAGAUGGGAGCGCUUCGGUCUCUGGAGGAACUCGACCUGAGCUUCAACGACCUGCACGACCUCCCGGCAUCCUUCUCCAGCCUCAGCAGGCUGCGGACUCUGGACGCGGACCACAACAAGCUGAACCGGUUCCCCCGGAUCCUGGCCCUCAGCGAGCUGGAGGAGCUGGACUGCUCCGGGAACAAGUUCGAGACGUUACCGGCGGACAUCAUGAAGCUGCGGUCCAUCAAAAUCCUCUGGCUCAGCAGUCUUCACAUGUCCACGCUGCCGGACGCCUUCUGCCGCCUGCACCACCUGGAGAGCGUGAUGCUGGACGGGAACGAGCUCACGGCGCUGCCCGCCGCCUUCGGACGCAUGCAAAGACUCAAAAUGCUCAAUCUGUCCUCCAACGAGUUUGAGAACUUCCCCCAGGUUAUUUUAAACAUCACAGGGUUGGAGGAAAUUUACCUGAGCAGGAAUAAACUGACGCACAUCCCGGAGGAGGUGGGGCAGCUGGUGAAGCUGGCCAACCUUUGGCUGGACAACAACAACAUCAGGUACCUGCCCGACUCCAUCGUGGAGCUGGAGAAGUUGGAGGAACUCGUUUUACAGGGUAACCAAAUUGCUAUACUUCCAGAUGACUUUGGGAAGCUGUCCAAAGUGAACAUCUGGAAGGUGAAGGAUAACCCGCUCAUCCAGCCUCCGUAUGAGGUGUGCAUGAAGGGGAUCCCGUACAUCGCGGCCUACCAGAAGGAGCUGGCUCAGGUGCAGCUCGCCGUGAAGCCGCGGCUCAAACUGGUGCUGAUGGGGACGACCAACGCCGGGAAAACCCGUCUGAGGCAGAGCGUGGUGAGCAGGCAGCAGGACGUUAGAGGCGUCCAGGGAAACAAAGGGAUCCAAGUCACCAACUGGGUGGCGGACGCCGAGCGCUGUCUCACCUUUCUGGUGUUUGACUUGUCAGGGAAGCAAAACUACGACCUCAUCAAUCCCUUCUUCCUCUCCCCCGGUGCUCUCUACAUCCUCGUUGUGAAUCUCAAAACGUACUCGCCCAAAAACUUUUAUGCCCACGUCGGGUAUUUCCUCCACCUGCUCAGCGCCAAAGUGCCCCACGCCGUCGUGUGCUUGGUGGGGACGCAUGCAGACCUGUGUGGAGAGAUGGAGGUGGAGGAGAAGAGUCUGGACAUUCACAGGGAGAUCGGGCUGCAGGAGCAGAGGGACAUCCAGGUGCUGAGGAGCCAGGCUCAGCAGGUGGACCAGGCGCUGGAGCAGGGCUUCAACCUCCGCUGCUCCAGCCCUCACGUCCUCUUCUACGGCGUCUCCGACAGGAACCUGAGGCGCAGGAAAUCCCAGCUGCAGUACAUGCUGAACCACCGGCUGCAGAUCCUGUCUCCUGUGCUGAGCGUCAGCUGCACGGCGAGCCAGAGGAACAUCCAGAGGCUGAGGGAGAAGCUCAUGUCUGUGGCGGACCACAGGGACAUCUUCCCAAACCUCCACCGCGUGCUGCCAAAGUCCUGGCAGGUGCUGGAGGAGCUGCACUUUAAGCCCAAAGACCUGUGGCUGUCGUGGUGGGACUCGGCCCGUCUGGGCCUCCAGGCGGGGCUCACGGAGGACCGGCUGCAGAGCGCCUUGUCCUACCUGCACGAGAGCGGGAAGCUGCUCUACUUCGAGGACAGCGUCACCCUGAAGGAGUAUGUGUUUCACAAUCUGCCACGAUUCAUUGCAAUCCUCAACGUCUUCUUCCAGAGGGACGAGUCCUCGCUGCUGGACAGGCUCCUCUCUGAGGGGGAGAGGGGGGACAAAGGGAGGGUGAGUCUGGUGAUAGAGGACGAGAAGGGGGAGAACCUCAGGGUGACCCACCUGCAGCACCACCUGGAGGGCUUCCUCCAACACGGCCUUCUGCCCUCCAACGUCAUCCGCCUGCUGCUGCGGCCGCUCAUCCAGACGCAGCAGGACCUCCACCUCAUCAUGGAGCUCCUGGAGAAGAUGGGGAUCUGCUACUGCAUCAACAAACCGCGCUGCCGGCCUCUGAACGGAGCCACGGCCUGGUACAAGUUCCCCAGCUACGUCAGCAGCGAGGAGCCCCGGGCGGAGGCCUCGGCCGGCUCCUCGCUGCCUCUGUGUCCCUUCUUCUCCGUGGAGCAGCUGCACAUCCAGUACAGCUUCCCCUUCCUGUUUCCUCCCGGACUGUUCGCACGGUUCAGCGUGCAGAUAAACGGCCACGUGGUGCAGAGGUCGGACGGCAGGCGGCAGAUCCUGGCCUACCGGGGUAAAGUCCCCGUGGUGAUCAGCCACCGGCCGUCCAGAGGGAAGCUGCAGCCGGAGACGCUGUCCAUCGCCAGCCACGCCUCGCUGCCCAACAUCUGGACCGCCUGGCAGGCCGUCACGCCGCUGGUGGAAGAGCUGAACGCUCUGCUGCAGGAGUGGCCCGGCCUGCACUACUCCGUCCACGUCCUCUGCUCCAAGUGCCUGAAGAGAGGCUCGUCCAGCCCGCACGCCUUCCCAGGUGAGCUGCUGAGUCAGCCGAGGCCUGAAGGUCUGACCGAGAUCAUCUGUCCAAAGAACGGCUCGGAGCGGGUCGACGUGGUCCUGGUCUACCCGCCGACCCCCACUGUGGUCAGCCCCUGUCUCAAGUGAUCUGAGGACCCCCCACCCCCAUC